AGCGCCAUGACACAGAUAUCUCAUCACUCCCGCUUCUGCUCCAUCUCAUCAACGGCGGCGGCGACGACAGCACCGACGAGAGGGACGCCGAGGCCAUCAACAUGAUCAACAGCUACUACUGCGCGCAACAGCAGUACAGCCAGGCCCCACCCGCGUCUAACAACCCCUUCCAGCAGCAGUCGUCGACCAACCCGUUUCGCCAGAGCGUCUACCUGCCGCAGCAGGUCACGCCAGACAUCUCCGCGUCUUACUCGAGCUCGCAGUUCCUCCCUCAUGGACAGCAGCUCCUGCCUCAGCCACUCUAUGGCCAGGCGCUGGUCCACAACUCGCGCUCUAGCUCUCCAUCCCCAUCACCAUCGGGUUGGGGGUACACGCCGGCCACCUACGCUAGCCCUCUACAGCCUGCCCAACCGAUGGCGGCAGCGCGAGGGCUACCCGGACCUUUCGCCGACCCCGUGGCCAGCCUGACGGGGCAGUUCGGGCACAUGGACGUUGGUGUCGACGGGCAUCCACUUGGGCGUCCACAGCAUGUCGCCCCAUCGACACUGAAUCCCAUGCUAACGCUGGGAAUCUUCGAGCAGUCCAUUUCCUUGCCAGCUGCAGCGAGCUACCAACCACUAUCUCGGCGUACCUCAUCCACGUAUUCCCCAUCGUCGCCAUCGACGCCAACUCGGACACCAUCCCCAUGUACACCAGCGCCCAUAGUUCAGCCGCUGAGCUCAUCUGCUUCCGUUCACGGUCGUACCUCCUCGCCCAGACCACUGCCACUGCGGAGAGGCUCCCCCGCACGGCAUGUGCGCAGUAUACGCGAGGCCCCCGUCCGCUAUCAGCCCGCUAUGCGUGAGUCUGGCCGACCUGGCACGCUGUGGAUGUGUCCCAAAACAACCGCCAUCACCUACCGAACGACUUGGCAUGUCCUGCGCGCAUCAGGGCUGCUGCUCACUUGCUGUCCACCUUGCUAUGUCGCCUUUGCCGCGGGUGGGUCUCUCGGCUUCGAGGCCGAGGAGCUAGAGUCCAAGAAGUGCAUGUUCCACACCAAGCGCGCGCAGGCGCUCCUCCUCGCUGGAGACGCCGCGGGGAUAGCAGCCUACUUUCGAACACGAGCCAGGGUUAAGGACUGCCCGGGAGUGUCUGCCUGCUCGGCAACGUCUGGCAUCGCAUGGUAUCGGCCUAUCAACGGACCACCAGGGACAGUUUGUUGCGAAGCAUGUUUCGAAGACCACGCCAAAGCCAACACCUGGGCGAGCCGAUUCGAGCGUGUUGCGCACCCGCCAGACGCGCAGUGGCGCUGUGACUUUGCCAAGGAAAGCGUACGCGACGGGUACAUCAAGCUUGCUCCAGACCAUUGGGACGAGUGGCGACGCCUGGUUGAGCGCCGCAACGCGGUGCGGCCAUGUACCAGCUACGACGUCAAGGCUGGUUCGCGCAAGUGGUACACGGUCACCCCAGCGAUUACGGGACUCGUCGUAUGCGAGGCCUGCUACCUUGACAAGGCGACGACGAGCCGUUUCGCCGCACACUUCGUCCCAUACGCGGUCAACAACCCAAACGACAUGUACAUGUGCGACUUCUCGAGCCUCUAUUUCGUCUUCCCUUUGGUCGUGGCGGAUGAGACGAACGCGUGGGGCAAAUUCCAGACGGCGGCGAGCCGCGUUAUGGACUGCGCGAUGGCGCAGAUGAACGGCGCACGACAGCAGUUCUGGGGGCUCGGUCCGGGACCGCGGGGACGUGAUUCCGACUGGGACGUCUGCGAGAAAUGCUAUGCUAGCCUGUUCGAGCCGUAUGGCUUCGACCGGUUCCUCCAGCCCCGUCCGCCGCCGCAGGCGUCGAGGAGUUUGGUAUCCCGGGCAAGGCAGUGCGACAUGUGCCCGGGUGCACCCCACAAGGCUGAGAUGCUGGCUCGACUGCAAGAGGCUGCUUAUGCUGGUGUAUUCAGCUACUUCAGUGAGUGGGCGCGCAGUGCCGCCGGUUCCCGACAGUACAACCGCCCAGAGGGCUUGUGCUAUGCGACGCGAGGGUGGGAGUAGACGGCGAGUGGGCGAGAAGUUGUAUCAGCGGCGCAUAUAGACAGCGAAUGUACCAAGUUGUGACUUCUGCUUCCCGCGUUUGAUGAGGAUAUAGAUUGGUAUGUCGUGAUCGUUUUGCACACAUGACCGCUAAGGAUCUUGACGCC
This is a messenger RNA of Cutaneotrichosporon oleaginosum, 2173 nucleotides long. RefSeq lists its product as uncharacterized. The record is from RefSeq and is a predicted model, not a curated record. Lineage: Eukaryota; Fungi; Basidiomycota; Tremellomycetes; Trichosporonales; Trichosporonaceae.